CCUAUGAUUCUAUGUGUGUUUCACAGACUCUGGGAUCCAAGCAGUCAUCCGACCCUGGGCUGUCUUGCCUAGAUUUAGGCCUGCUCUACACUUAAAAUUUAGGUUGACAAAGUCCUGGUGCACAGAGGUACGUAUGCAUCAUAAAUAGAUUGUUAACUUCUAAGUGAUGGGACAGUGUGCGCUCAACAGAGAAUCCUCAGUCACAUGCUGUGCUCAGAGCACUUGAAAAAUCUGCUUCAGCUAUGAAGAGAAACCUUGGGCCUGAUCCUUUCAUCUCUAGUCCCGUGAAUUUUAAACAGGGAACAUUUAAGCAGUGAACUGAGAUCUUCCAAGUAAUUAUUUGGAAUAUCCUGGAAAAUGCAUGGAAAGACUCUAACUAAUUUUACCGCUCAGCUGCAUUUUGGAUUCUAUUCUUUUGGGAUGACUCCACAGAGAUUUUUGCAAGCCAGCAGACUGAUCCAUCACUGCUCCAAAUCUGAUAUAAGGACCUUAAAAUAGCUUCUUCUGAAAAGUUGCUGUAGUUCUGCCUUUUUCCCCACCAGAGGAUGCUGUGGUUCCUAGAACACAGCAGCCACUCCUGGCCAGCCCCAGCUAUGACAGGGAAGAAAAAGAGCCUGCCUUCUUCAUAGCACCUGUUGGACCAGGUCAAUUUGCUCAAAUAAAGUAUUGCUAAAAGAAAAAGGAUGCACUUAGAAAAUGUGACCAAGGAAAUGGUCCUUAUUACAGGAGGAGGUGGUUACUUUGGUUUCCGUUUAGGUUGUGCCCUAUACAAAAAGGGAGUUGAUGUCAUUCUCUUUGAUGUCCUGAAGCCGGUCCAAGCUGUGCCAGAGGGAGUGAAGUUCAUACAGGGGGAUGUCUGCUGUCUCUCUGAAGUGGAAAAAGCUCUCAGAGAUGUAAUCUGUGUAUUCCAUAUUGCUUCCUAUGGAAUGUCUGGCAGGGAGCAGCUGAACCGAAAACUUAUAGAAGACGUUAAUGUGAGAGGAACAGAAAAUAUCAUCCAGGCUUGCAGGAAAGCAGGAGUGCCAAGUCUGGUUUAUACAAGUACAUACAAUGUAGUCUUUGGGGGCCAAGUUAUAGAAAAUGGGGAUGAAUCUCUGCCUUAUCUACCACUUCACCUUCAUCCUGAUCACUACUCCCGGACCAAGUCUUUAGCUGAGAUGAAAGUGCUGCAGGCAAAUGCCACUGAGCUUGGAGAAGGGAAAGGUGUGUUAAGGACUUGUGCUCUCCGACCAGCAGGCAUCUAUGGGCCCGGAGAGCAAAGGCAUCUUCCAAGAAUAGUUAGCUAUGUUGAAAGGGGAUUGUUUAAAUUUGUAUAUGGAGACCCUCUGAGUUUAGUAGAAUUUGUCCAUGUAGAUAAUCUAGUUCAGGCUCAUAUCCUUGCUUCAGAGGCACUCAAAGCCGCCAAACGGCACAUAGCUGCUGGCCAAGCUUACUUCAUUUCAGAUGGCAGGCCAAUAAACAACUUUGAAUUUUUCCGACCUUUAGUUGAAGGCUUGGGUUACCAAUUCCCAACUAUUCGUCUUCCUCUCUCCUUUGUAUAUUUUUCUGCAUUCCUAACCGAAAUAGUCCAUUUUCUUGUAGGCCGUCUUUAUAAUUUUCAGCCUCUUCUCACUCGCACCGAGGUUUACAAAACCGGCGUCACACAUUAUUUCAGCAUGGAAAAGGCCAGGAAAGAGCUGGGGUACAAACCGGAGCAGUUUAGUCUGACCGAAGUAGUUGAGUGGUUUAAAGCCCAGGGACAUGGAAGAAAGCUCAGAAUCUAUACUAUAAAACAUCUGAUUAGGGAUGGAGGGUUGAUCUUGCUGUUGGCCGCAGUGGUGCUCUCAUGGCUUCCAGCAGCAGUAACACUCUCUGUUUGAGAGAUGUUGAACAUUGAGCUUGGGCUCUUUUUAUAGGGUGAUAAAAUAUACAAAGAAAAUUAAAAUAAAAUUAGAUCUCACUGUGUUCUCUUAAAAAAGUGCAUACAUUAUCAGCGAUGAAAAUAACUUUGCCAGUUUCAAAUGUUUUGUCAUUCCAGAACAAUGUAAUAAUACAUACCAGAAUAUUUUAGCAUUGGUAGGAAAUACGUUUGUUUUAUGUCUACUGAAGGGACUAUUCAGUUUAAAUGGAUUAACAGUAUUGAUGUGUUUUUAUGACAAAAUUAUGUGUAUAUAUUUAUAAUAUAAUCCACCGUACAUUAAAGUGAGGUUGUUCAUUGAAAUAAUGGCAUUGCAGGUUUCCACAUAACCCUCAGUGCUUAUCAAAUGAGAGGUUUUCUUUUUAACUGAGCCUCUUACAUUCUCAACCUUCACGCUGAAUGUUAAGCUUCUUUCCUUCUUGCCUAUCAUCACAAGAAAUAAAGGUUCUGCAGGCCAAAUUGGGCCCCAGAGACAUCUGCAAUCCCAUUGUAUUCUGGGUAUGCCAUUAGUGCUUUCAGCAGCUUGCACAGGUAUAACUGAUUGGAACAGGGUGAUGCUGAUUUAAUGGGUGAUGCAUAAGAAGAACAGAAUCCAGCUCACAUGUUUUGAGUUGUUGGAGCAAAGGACUGGAACAAUCCAUUUGUGUCACUAGGGUAAAUAGGUGUGAUCGGUGAAUACACUAAUAGAAUGGAACUGCUGAUUACAAAUGUGACAUUUUUUGUGUACAGUCUCUUCUCAAAGUAAAACUGCAUUUUCAUUUAGCAGAGAGGCACACACAUGGUGUGACGGUCAAUAUGAUUGCAAAUGGCAUGCUUCAAGGUGUAUAACGAAUAGUCUUAAUUUGGCAUUUUUCACAUUGAGAGGAUUAUACCCAUGAUCCUUGCUACUGAGAAGAUUCCUGUAUCCCCAUCUAAAUGAAUUGUAUUUUGAAAAGUUCACACAUUGGCCACUCCUAGCCUUCGGUGCACACAGAUCUGACCACAAAUGAGCUGUGAUUUAAGAUAGAGGGAUAUACCUAAAGCUUCCUCAUGUACAGGGGGUGGUAAAUUCACUCUAAUUCCAAUUCACACAGGGAAUUUUUCCAUUAGGAUUAACAUCAGAAAAGCUGAGAUAUGCCCAAGUGAUUAAUCCCUGCACAUUAGUCAGUUUUGUCAUACUAGAUAAGAUCUAUUGUUUAUCUUGUUUCAGUGUGACAAAGGCAGUCAUCUACCCUAAUAGCUCUUACUGUCACAGGAACAGUGAAUUAGGUAGUGUGACAGGAUCAUCAGCUACACUGAGUAUUGGUGGAUUGUCUGAAAACAUGCGUGGGAAUAUAAACCUCCAGUUGGUGUCAAGAUCUUGCUUAAGAGUUUGUACCACGUGAGUUACUUUUGGUCAUCUCAUAAUGAUCUGGCACACUGGUGUUAAACAGAAAGCAAGCAUGUAGUAAAUCCAAUUUAUCUAGGAAAUCUGUUAGUUCUAAUCCUUACAACUAGUCUUCAGGUUCUGCAGCUCUAAUAGAAAGUUUGAUGAUUUGCAAGCUAACAUUGGUGCAGCCAUCUUUUCAUUGAGGCCAAAUUCAUCUCUGGUAUUGAAUUAAGUAGAGCUGCAUUACAGAAGAAUUUGAUUCAGUGGGUGGAUUUGCUAUUAACCAAGCAGUAUGUUUACACAGGAAAAAAAAAUUAAAAACUGAACUAGAAGUUCUGAGAGUGCUUUUAUGGGUUAAAGGUAUUAGAUGUGUAAUGUCUUAUUCUGGAACACACUUCCAUACAGUGGGCUAAUCUGUAGCAAUUACUAUUACAAAAUGCUUGAAGAAGCUCACGUUUGUAGAUUUUUCCAACUAUAAAAAAUGCUUAUUUAAAAAUGAACGAGUUGGUUGAAGUGUUAAGUAGCUGAGAGCCUCAGUAUUAUCAAACAGUUAAACACCAUUCAGUCAACUGGCUUCAGCUAACACUUAUUUUUGUAUUCCAUUGUUAUUCAAGCUUCUAAAAAAAGUAUUACAAUCAUUUCCUUAACACGUAGUAUCACCUCCAAAGGGACUUCAUGCUUUUAUAUGAGGAACUAUGAACAUUUUAUAUUAUGAAACUUGGAAUUCCACUCAGCAGCACUUUUGAGUAGACUAUUUUUCAGUUUACUACACGGGGGAAAUACUGACAUGUUUUCACAUCCAUAAUUUUGUGAACAACAAUUUUGUUCCUGCCCUUUAUGUUGACAAGUCAAAUUCACACUUGGCUUUUUAUCUUAAAUUUUAAAUAAGUUUUGAAGUUGGAGCUACCCUAGUUCUGAUGUUUAAAAGAAAUUCCCCAGCAAUUUAAGUUCUGUCAUCGCCUGACAGCCUCAGUUCCUUCUGCCUAGACUGCAGAGCUUAUCUAGAACUCUGACUCUGAGGGGAAGGUGGGCGGCUAGUGUGAAUACACAGGGGCAACUCUUAAACAACACUUAUAGUACAUAACCUUUCUUUUUCAAGAGCCAAUGCUCCACCUGAGGGAUGGUGGCUGAGGAGUUCUUAGCUAAAUAGGGGCUGUAGCACCGGUUACCCACCCCUCAUUGGGGACAUUGCAGUCUGUAUAUACUAUGUGUGCUGCCCAACCCCAAAACACCAACAUACCCCUACACUCUGUAUGUUACCCCCAAUGACCAAUAACUGACGCUUCAAAUUUUCUGUAUCGUUUAUUUUUUAAAUAUUCUCUAAUAAAAUUUAAAUCUGCUCUUCCAAACUGGGCAUCCAAGGAGCAGCAUGUGAUGAAAGUG
Chrysemys picta bellii (western painted turtle) is the source of this 4628-nucleotide messenger RNA. The record is from RefSeq and is a predicted model, not a curated record. Lineage: Eukaryota; Metazoa; Chordata; Testudines; Emydidae.